AUGCGUAAUGAACGCGAGCUAACGUACAAAUGGGGAAAAUUAAGCUUGGCUUCAAAAAUCCAUGGACUGGCUGAACGAUUACAACAGUUGGGUAAAAGUUCUGGAGACUCUGCUGAUGGAAGUGAAAAAGGAUCGAGAAGCCGCACUGGGAGCGUACAUCCAAUGUUCUCUGUGACCACGCACCCUUCAUACUCAUCUCAUGAACUGUGUCUGGACCGACGAAACGAAACCAGUCCUAGUCACAGUCAAAUGUCCAGAAACUCCAGCAGGAAGAGCAGUAAUUCGCUUCGCGUAAAUCAAUCUACUAAAAUUGAAGACUUCAAACAUUUAAUGCGCCGUCCGUCUACUUUAGAAGUACAUACCGCCAGGGUCUCUUUAAAGGAUAUAGUGUGUUAUCUUUCUUUAUUAGAAGCUGGACGACCAGAAGAUAAAUUAGAAUUCAUGUUCCGGUUAUACGACACCGAUGGCAACGGCGUGCUGGACACCAACGAGAUGGACUGUAUUGUCAACCAAAUGAUGACGGUGGCCGAGUAUCUCGGUUGGGAGACUUCAGAGCUUAGACCGAUUCUGCAAGACAUGAUGGUGGAGAUAGAUUAUGAUGCCGAUGGAACUGUUUCUCUCGACGAAUGGAAAAGAGGAGGUAUGACUACUAUUCCAUUGUUAGUGCUUUUGGGCCUUGACACAAACGUUAAAGAGGACGGUGAACACGCGUGGAGACUGAAGCACUUUAAUCGACCAGCCUACUGUAAUCUCUGUCUCAAUAUGCUCGUCGGCUUGGGAAAAAAGGGGUUGUGCUGCAUAUUUUGCAAGUUCACUGUACACGAGCGCUGCGUGCAACGAGCGCCUGCGUCCUGCAUAGCGACGUAUUCUAAACGACGAGCAUCUGCAACUCUUGCACAUCAUUGGGUUGAAGGUAACUGUCAUGGAAAAUGCGCGAGGUGUCGGAAAAAGAUCAAAGGAUACAACGGGAUUACGGGUCUUCACUGUCGAUGGUGCCAUAUAACCCUGCACAACCGGUGCGUGGGCAGCGCUGGCGGCGCGUGCACGCUGGGCCGCCACGCUAAGCACAUCCUGCCGCCCACCGCUAUCCGCCCGCUGGUCCUCGACCGCCAGAGGUCUCUGCCGCACCGAACGCAACAAGAUCAGCAUACUCUCCCAAUAUCAAUAUCACUGCCAAUAUCCAUUUCUGCAACAGCAGAAGAAAAGAAGGAAGAUAAGAAGGAACCACGAGCGCCGCCCAUAUCAUUCCAAAUCACCCCACCUGAAGGCUCUUGUCCGCUACUCGUAUUCAUUAAUCCUAAAUCUGGAGGUCGUCAGGGCUCUAGAGUGUUGAGAAAACUUCAAUAUAUUCUUAAUCCAAGACAGGUGCAUGACAUCGCUAAAGGCGGCCCAAUGCAAGGUUUACAGAUGUUUAAAGACGUGAAAAACUACCGAGUAAUUUGCUGUGGAGGAGAUGGCACUGUUGGCUGGGUUCUAGAAACGAUGGACAAAGUUCCCAUGGAGACGCAACCAGCUGUUGGAGUGAUCCCGCUUGGUACUGGCAACGAUUUGGCACGGUGUUUACGAUGGGGAGGAGGCUACGAGGGAGAAUCGAUACACAAGAUCCUCGACAAAAUAGCCCGCGCAAGUACCGUAAUGAUGGACCGAUGGCAAAUCUACGUUGAAAACACCAAUGCUGAUGAUGCGGCCAUCUGCGUGAAAUUCCACACGGAAAGAGAACGAAACCCGGACAAGUUCAGCUCGCGCAUGAAGAAUAAGCUGUGGUACUUCGAGUUCGCGACUUCUGAGCAGUUCGCCGCCAGCUGCAAAAACUUGCAUGAACACAUUGAUCUUGUGUGUGAUGGAUUGUCUCUGGAAUUAAACAAGGGGCCAGCACUGCAAGGGGUGGCACUUUUGAACAUACCUUACGCUCAUGGCGGUUCCAACCUUUGGGGCGCAAGUGGAGCACACCGUCGCGGUCGUUUCCCUAACGCGCAACAAGACAUCGGUGAUAAACUUAUAGAAGUUAUAGGUUUGGAGAAUUGCCUACAUAUGGGACAAGUACGAACAGGUCUUAGGGCAUCAGGACGUCGUUUAGCACAAUGCAGCUCUAUAACAAUAACAACAAAGAGAACAUUCCCGAUGCAAAUUGACGGCGAGCCUUGGAUGCAACCUCAUUGUAAGAUAACAAUAACGCACAAAAACCAAGUUCCAAUGCUAAUGGGACCAGAACCUGAAAAGGGACGAGGAUUUUUCAAGCUCUUUGCGCACUGCUAA
Parnassius mnemosyne (clouded apollo) is the source of this 2256-nucleotide messenger RNA. The record is from the annotation of a GenBank genome assembly. Lineage: Eukaryota; Metazoa; Arthropoda; Insecta; Lepidoptera; Papilionidae.